Pocillopora meandrina is the source of this 6907-nucleotide messenger RNA. NCBI's taxonomy places the organism in Eukaryota, Metazoa, Cnidaria, Anthozoa, Scleractinia, Pocilloporidae. The record is from the annotation of a GenBank genome assembly.
GAUCACUUCAUGAGAUAAUUAGCUUAGCGGCGAGCCAAUACAAAAUAACUUCACUUCUUGACAAAGUGCAUGCUUCAGACUAAUCUCGAUGCGAUUUUAAGAAUCUUGCAAGUUUUGGCUACCAACAGGAAUCCGCAAGUGACCUCUUAACAUAAAUACCCGUUUUCUUCCUUCCUCGGAACAGAAAUCAAGUAAAGCCAAGAAGGAAAGCAUCAAGUGGAGGUGGCGUUAGAUUUAAGACUUGAGAGAGAUACAAGUUUGCAAACGUCAUGGAUGCAACAAGGGUUCGCCUUACCUUAGCUUUUAUUUGGAUGUUACUAGGUAGGUAUUUAUUACUCGUUUUCGUUCUACUGUAACUUCAAAUUAACCACAAUUUGCCUUUGCUCAGGGUAUUGUUGGUCAACACAGCUGCUACAGAUCUGCAAAAUGUUGCGUCUUAAAUAGGAAUCUAAGGCCUUGCUCUGUUUUUUCUGUAUGUACUAUAUAUAGUGCUGUCAAGAUGCGAAGCUAGUAAAGACAAUUGCCUUAACAUCGUUCAGUACAUAUACCACAGCCUUGGAUUACGAAGCCGUGCACAAGGUGCCCCGAAUAUAGCGGGAGAGUGGACCUCAUCGAGGUAGGAAUGCAUAAAUAUAGUUUGAUAGAGUCACACUGAUUAUUUCAAGGAAAUACUACAGUGCGUGUUGUAAUCCCGAGGAUUAAUAAACGUUUCAACAACAUAAUCCCCUGAUAAGGGGCGGCAAUAUACUCAGCGAAACGUAUUUAAGUUAUCCGUUGCUUUCGCCUGUGGUAAACAUUCGAACUUAAUUAUUGUUUAUUACGGUUGGUGACUUGGAGCGUGGAGGGGGGAGGAGAUAAGGCAAAUUAACUUCAGAGACGAGCGUCUACCUGACUGGAGGCGUUUAUAAUUGCUUCGAUUCUCACAAUUGGUUCACUGAGACAGAAAAUUCCUGUCAUUUUGACAGCAACAUAACUGAGUUUGUAAAAACCCAAAACUAGAAGCAUCUCACAGUUUAUUAACCGAUUGUCUUUCAACAUCUCUUCCUCGGGGAGUUAUCAAGUUAAUUGAUUAAUAUGUGUGUAAAUGAACAUCAUAUGCACUAGUAACGGUGCACUUAAAUGAUCUUCACUCUUGACGUUGUUUAUUGGUGGCCAAAUGGCUUCGACAGUUUCAAGCGCCAUUACUUUGUGCUCUUUUAUUCAUCAUUGGUAAUGUGGGUAUCUUGGAAUGCUAACAACGGAAACUCUUUCAUUUUUGUUGAAAAUUAGGGCGAGGUCCACUUGAAGCCAGUUCAUAUUUUACAAAGUAUGGUAGUAUAAUGCCAAUUUUUUCAUACCUCACAGAAAUUUAAUUUGUUUUUUAUUUCAAGAUAGGCUAGGCAUUUAUUCCGUCAUUGUACAAUUUACCGUGUGAAUUUUAUUAGCUACAAAACAAUUUUAAGUGGAAUGCAACGAAGGCUUUGUUUUGUUUUAAACUCAAUCCAAAAUAGAAUCAGAUCAAAGGUCAAAACAUGUCACUUUCCAUGAGCUUAAUGGACUGGAUUUUUUUUUUUCUUUUCUUUCCCUGGGUUAUCGCAAAGGCGAGAUUUAGUCGAAACAAUAUUAAUGCGACAAGUAAUAAUUAUUGGAAACUUCACGUCUCGAUCAUUGUGAUCCUAUGAAAGACAAUUACACGCACGAACAAAUUACGCUAGGACCUUGUGCAGAACAAAAGAUAUCUUCUCUUGCGUGGUCAAUAGUACCAAUGCGACAACAUUUGAUAAAUACUCUUAGAAGAAAGCAGAUUUUUCUCCAAAUAUGUUAUGUGAUUUAAGAACCCCAUCGUUGUCCUUCAGCCAUUCAUUUACUUCCAUAUUGUAUUAAACAGGACCCAUGCUACGCACGUGACCCACACUAAAUUUCCUGUCAUUAUCUUUCGGGGCCAAGAGCUCAAAUUUGUGUUGGCAGCUGGCCCAGUAAUUCAUACUAACCUUUUUGUUGUAUCUAAACACAUAUCUUUAAAAAGAGUAAAUUUCCUGUUUAAGCCAAAGCCCGAAACCUGGCUAAACGAGCCUGUAAGUGAUAUUGAUGUUGUUUUGAGUUGUGUUUAUGUCUAAUAAAAGCUCAUUAUAAAAGCGGACACCCCGUGAGGCCAUGAUGUCUUACGGUUACUUUCUCUCAAGUGCUUUAUUGAAAUUUUUGAUUCAGUUAUUCCAACUAAAUCACCAACAAGGUUUAAGAUGUCUUUCCAAGACAACAAUGGGAGGCUUUAGAUAACUAUCCGCGACGAACUCAGGAACAUAUAGAUAACCGAGAAACUUUAAUGUGUAAAUUGUCUCUACUUAAGAUAAGGUCUCAGGCAAUAAAGCUCUUAAGCGUUUUAAGAUAUUAAAACGCAAAAUACGAUAUUGACACUCUUGUAGCCUUUUUGUAGCCAGACUCAUGACAUCGAUAUCCAAGCGUUGCACGAUGUGCCUGAAGAACUGAAAUAACGACUGCUAAACGUUCUGCCAAAAAGAGGUGUAGAAGAAAAAAAUCUUCUCCAUUAGAAUUACUUUCGUUUUAAGAAUUUCCGUGUAAGAGUUGUUCAUCACAACACGAUAUUUUUCAGAUAAGAAAGAAUGCUUCAUUCUAUUCUAAAUAAGUGAUUAGGAUAAGCUCUAAAUUUCAUUAAACCAUGCGAAUAACGACCAGGGUGUCUGGAUCACGCAGCGCACACGGUACUAUACAAGUGUAUUUGAGAUUUUUCCAUGUUGGCUGAUUGAUAGAGUCGGAUAGGUUUACGGGUUGCAUUUUUCUCUAUGGCAAGACAUUGCAUCCAUUGCUAUUGCCAAGUUAUUAAAAACUGGUAAAUCCUACUUUCGUGAUCGCAAUUGAACGUGUACAGACUUGUUCCCGAAAAUACCUCCAAAGCACCCCUAAAUUUCAACGGAAGUUUUUUUUUUGUAGUACAAGAGUUUUUUUUAUUCAAUUUCGACUAGCUUUGCUUCAUCUGUAAAACACAUCUCUUGAAGCAGUGAAAGAGUCUUCAAGCCCCUUUAGGAACUGAUUGUAAACCAUACUUCAAACAUUCAAGUACCGCUAAAUGAGUCUCAGUGUAGAAUUGAUGGAUAGCCACUCUUUCGUUCCUUUACCUCUCUAAAAUCAUCAUCUCAAAAUUAAUUCAAAGAAGUGCGAGGAAUAUGGUCUAUGACACAAGCGUGUUGAUAUUAUAUGACCGCAUAAAUCGUUCUUACUGUGGUUGAAGCUUUUGGCUCUAAAUGGAGAUAAGUAAACUCUGAUAUUAUCAGCUAGCAUUUUGUCAUUGUUUUCUUGAGUAGGAUAAAUGACUGAGCCGGCUUGGUUGGAACACAGGCAAGACUUCUACUGACUUGUGAUUAUUAUCAAUUUUGCGGAUUCGAGUUAAAUCGUGUUACAAUUUUUAUUUCCGCUAAUAGCUCACUCCCACACAAGGGGUCGGGUUUUUAGAAAAAUAGAAUAUCAUGGGUGAGAUUUUUAAUUUGAAGAAAACCUCAUUACAAUUUUAUACUUUAGACCACGCAAGAUUGUCAGCUACUUUUAUUUGAACUAUAAUCUAGUAUCCUAUUACUAUGUGUCCCUAUCUCGAAGAUAAAAAAUGAUUGAGCCGAAGAACACUGUGGUUCAAGCCAUUUGAACCAUAUGGUCACAUAUACCGAUUGGUAGCUGAUUUUUGCAACUAUCAAAGAACUAAUUUUUGGCGAAUAAGCUAAUAUUGACGUGUUGAUCCAGGAAAGUGGAUAUAUAGCCUUUUCUUAACGCAGCGUAACUGUAAUUUAAGCGACAUGUUGGUAAUUUGUUGGUUAUUUCUGUUUUACUUUAAGCUGUGAGGUAAGACCUGGUCCACAGUUUUUUACACGGUAUAUCAAGAUCUUACGGAACUCCACGUGGGAAGGUUAUUUCCAUCGCUAUAACGACUCACAAUGUUCCGAACCCAAGUUAAGUCUCUACAUGAGAGGAUUUUACAAGGUAAUGGACGAACCUUUGGAAACCAUAAAGGGCAGUAACAAGGCAUUCUUCAACUUCUCAACGAUACAGCUCUACCCGCACAACGGCUACGAGCAGGAGAUGGUUAUCAAUACGUCAGCCGGGCAUUGUCCGAAUACGCUGGAGGUUGUGAGAAGCCUAGACUCUACUGAUGUUUUUGAAGUAGAUAAUAGAGCAUUUAGACGACGAGCUUGUAGGAACGCAUUUGGAUUCUUGGAAUCGGAAUUUUCUGGAUUAAAGCUCGAAACUCGGAGAAAGAAAAGCUCUAAAUAUGAUAAGCUGUAUUUUGGUGAGGUCCCCACCACAAGAGUUUCUAGAAAGUACAAGCCCAAUUCUUACCAGCUCCCACUGAUUAGGUACAAUUCUCAUAAUUGUACCAAAUGUAUAAAAAUUCGAUUGGGCACUGGAGCGCGUCCACCAAAGUUUGUUUGGAAACCACCUCGUCUUGGGUUAUUAGAAGGAGAGUGGGCAAGCACAACUUGUGAGGCAAUCCCAGGAGGCGUAUUCUUGACGCGUCACUUCAAAUUCACUAACAGUCAAAGUUCACGUAAAUGGGAAUGUAAUUAUUAUUUCUAUGUGGAUUCAGAAUGCAAAAAGCGUGACUUUGAACUGAAUGGGAAAGGACACUUUUCGUAUGCAAUACCUUCCAAAGCGGUAAAUGGGGCUUCUGAAUACGUGUUCACCAUGACAGAGGCAGCCAUUAGGCCAUUGGAUAAGAUCACUACGCGAAUGUUGAACACCGCUACACCUAAUACAUGUGGCAAAACUGGAACUUGGAAGACAAACGUCAAGCAAGACAUCACACAAACUCAAGGUUGUAAAUUGUACGGCAUUUCACUCCCGAACACCGAGUACGAUCUCCUGAAGAUGGACACUGAUCAUCGAGACAAUAGACUUCUUUAUGUGGGACAACGAGCUAGUGAUGGUUCCGACCCCUCUACUCCCUCGAGGAGAGCAACGUCAUUCCAAGUACCACUUAUCGAAUGCACAUCGUACAAAUUUAAAUUUGUACCUCCUACAACUCGCCCAACAACUCGUCCAACCACCCGAAUUGGCAUUGUGUUCUCUAUUGGGACGUUGCCAACCAAGAGAAAGGAAAGUACCACCAGAAGGCGAACUGAUCGCGAUCCUGGCCGUCAAACAACCCACAACAGAAGUGGAAAUGGUUCUGAUGUAAACACGGAGAAUGUUGAAUACCUUUACCGAAACAGUGCAGUCAGCUUGUUAAGUAAACUUUUAUUGGUGCUAAGCACAGUCGUCGUUAGCAUUUUGACGAAUUAAAUUUUUCAUAAAUAAUGAGAUGCUACGCGAAACAUGUAACAAAACUCCUUUUGAACUGUAAAAGAAAACAAUUGCGCAGUUUGAGCGCGGUCAAAGGGUGGUGUAUUUCAUAGAUUAAGACUGUUCCUUUUCAAAAAUGACUUUUUCGUUAUUGUUAGAUGGAACCUCUGACAAUCUUAGUAUAGUGUCGCCUUUUGGAUGAAGUGCUCGAAACAGUACUUAAACAAAUGUACAGAGGGAAAGACUGGCAAAAUGAGUUGGGGAGUUCUAGAAGUAAAGGUGGCAGAGGGUAGCGUAAAAACUUCUUUAAGCAUCGUUCCCUGAGUGAAUUUGUUGAUGAGGAAAUACGAAAACUAAUCGCUGAAGUUGAUUUUGCCAGACUCGAGGAAACAUUUUUCUGAAGACUUCAAAAAGGACGGUCUAAAUUUUUUUAUGAAAUCAAAAUAUUCUUGGAUUAUUUCUGGUGUAUAAUUUCCCAACUGGGAUAUGUUACAAGCUCUGAUUAAUAACAAAACUCUAUCGCUUUUUGUUAGUCGAAAGAUUAACUAGCUUUUCGGGUGUUCGCCGAACAUUCCAAAAGGGUUCUUACAACAGUAAACCGGUCUAUUGAUUGAUAAAUAUUUUUUCAGAAGCUAACAUUGUGGGCAAUAUUCUGGGUUAAGACAAUGGGAUAAAUCGUAUGUAUAAGGACCGAUUUGGGCGUUUCAACUUCGCAGUAUUCCCUGUGCGAAUAAGGAGAAUUUUUACCUUUAGAGAGCAACGAAACUUAAACUUCCAAAGAGUGUUUUAGUUAAGUUUUGUCAGUUUAAUUUUGCAAGUAACGUUGGAAAAACGAAUGAAUUGAAUCAAAGUUUUGUAGAUAAAAUAAAUUUUCAUUAAAACUGCACAGGAGUAUUGGAAAACGUUGUGUUCCAUUUCAUAAGUAUUGCUAUAACUUAGGUCAUCUUCCGGAAAGAACGGUUGCCGGUAAAGAGUUAAACGUUUCCAAAAACUUAAACAGAAGUCAUCAACAGAGUGAAGUCACUCAUCAACAGUUUGUUUAGUAAAUGAACUUAAGUCAAUUUACAAUGGGUUUACUUUCCAUUGCAUUACACUUCAAAACUCCUAGCUUUUAUUUUUUUCUCAUUAGGCUUGUAUUACAUUGUUCGGAAAAAGUCUACCUAUUUUUUGCAACAGAAAUCACAGGAGUUGUCUUUUGCCUAAAUAUAGACGAGUCAGUCUUUUUCUGGAUGUUCUUACGUAUUAUGGUUAGCUUGUCGGAGGCUUCAGCACAAUAUAAGUUAAUUAUCAUCACGUUGGUACUAAUAUCUAGUUAGAAAGAACCGAAAUAUAUCUUAAAUGAUAUUUUCAGAAAAGAUUUAGUUGGUUGCACAUAUAUUUGAGGUUAAUCCCUUUUUAGGAUUACCGGCGAGGUUAGAGUAGGAGCCACGAGCGGCACUAAUGAUCCCAGCCACAGGAAACAGUGCAGACUAUUAACUAGGAAAUGCAAAGGGAGAGGUUAAGCCAGGCGAUACCCCGGAAUACUAAUAUCGUGUUGCAAGAAAAUUCUUCAGUUAAUUAAAUAGAGGUAUUUUGAAUAACUUUGAGUGUUAAGAAUGCAUAUUGACAUUUGAUUCACACGCAGCUACACCAGCUACACGGC